Arabis nemorensis is the source of this 642-nucleotide messenger RNA. The record is from the annotation of a GenBank genome assembly. NCBI's taxonomy places the organism in Eukaryota, Viridiplantae, Streptophyta, Magnoliopsida, Brassicales, Brassicaceae.
AUGGAGAAGAAAAUGAAACGUAUGAGGACAAUGAAUCUUUGCAAACGCGAUUGCUAUCAUUUUCUUAUGAUCUCAAAUGUUACCGAGGUUUAUCGGAUUUGGGGACUGCUAAAGAAAUCUCACCCUCAAUUCAGCAAUGCAAACUAUCAUGCCGUGCUGCAAGCAUUGAGCGAACUCCGCGAUAUUGAUGGAAUCAAGAAACUCUUUGCAGAUCCGAGGUGUAAAGGUACUCGUCCCUUUGUCAAAAUUCGGGAGCUUUUGAUGAUGCAUUUGUUGGAGAACGAUCAGGCGGAUUUGGCUUUGAAGCAAUUCAAAGAGGUUGUUUCGGUUACAGUUAAGAAUCCAUCGAAAUGGUGGUCUAAGGUAUUGGCUAACAAGGAGGAAUUGGCUUGGAGCUCAAACCUGAUCCGUUCCUUCUUCUUUCACUUUGACAAAGCUAAAGAUGUCGAUGGAGCGGAAGAAUUCUGCAAAAAUUUGGCGAAAUGGAGCCCGUUGCCUCUAGAUUCCGAAACUUACACUCUUGUUAUGAAGAUUUACGUAGCUUCAGGGAAAUUGUGUCCCUUUAUGUGGAAAAGGUUGGAGAGACAUGGGAUUCAACUAGACCAGGAGCAAGAAGACUUGCUUAGGAAGAUUUGCCCUUGA